Molecule: messenger RNA, 1950 nt
Organism: Kockovaella imperatae
Lineage: Eukaryota; Fungi; Basidiomycota; Tremellomycetes; Tremellales; Cuniculitremaceae
Product: WD40-repeat-containing domain protein
Exons: 9
Coding region: 1-1950 (649 amino acids)
Biological process (GO): mRNA splicing, via spliceosome
Molecular function (GO): protein binding
Source: RefSeq, a predicted model, not a curated record
AUGGAGCUCAGGGUUUUCGCCGCUGCAGAAGCUGGUCCGUCAUCCCCUGUUCGGAGGACCCAUCCUGUCAACCGUGAAGUCGUACCGUUGAACCAAGUCUCCCUUGAUGCACAUAGCAUAGAUCAUGACAUUGCACUGCUCGUCUCUGAUUGGCUUCAUUCACAACCUCAUUCCUCGCUUGCUUCGACAUUCGACCAAGAAAUCUUAGGGUAUGGGGCGGCGGGGAAAGCCAAAGCUGAGGAGAUUGAAGAGGUGGAACGAGCUAUCUUGGAUGGCGAAUGGUCCGCUAUCGAAACGCUGAUUUCGAGACCGGGCCUCGUUCGACCUCAGACGCAACGUGCUUUCAUGUACAUGUGUUAUAGGCAGCAAUUCUUGGAGCAUGUGGAUAAUCGCGAAUUUCAGAAAGCCUUCAGUCACUUGCAAAAACGUCUGAAACCCCUGGAACAUUACCAACCUUUCCCUUAUGAUUUCUACAACUUGUGCUAUCUCACAUCGGCGGGGACAGUACAUGACGCACCUGGUCUACGAGAUUGGGGAGGGCCAGCACCUGAGCGAGAGAAAUUGGUAGGGAUGUGGAGAGAUCUAGUGGAAUCGAGCGGGUCCACGAGAGAAGGAAUGAACGAUGAAGAGGGUCGAGCGAUCAGAGCACCUCGAGGAAGGUUGUUGGAACUGUUCAAGCAAGCUGCCGCUUGGCAAGUUUCCAACGUCAGAAUGAAAGGGAAACAACCUUGGACCGUUAGGUCGUUGCUACACGACUUUGAGAUUCGAAGCAUUUCGAAUCACCUUCGACUUCGAGUCAAAGGGCACACGGCAAACAUCAAGUGCCUCGCAUUCAUUGGCGGCAACGAACGGCUGGCAGUAAGCGGUUCAAGCGACUGCACACUCCGUAUUUUCUCAACCGUCACGGGGCACACGCGACAUAUCCUCACGGGGCACACGUCGAGAAUAUGGGACUGCUCAGUCUCACAGACUGGCAGCUCGACCGAUGACCAGCGUCUCGUUGCUAGUGCUUCUGGGGACGGUACAGUCCGGGUGUGGUCGUCCACAGGGGAUUGCCUGGCGACCCUGAACGAAGAUUGCGGAGAUGUUUACAGCGUGGAUUGGAGACCGGGUACAGAGAGGCAACUCGUCUCUGGCUGCUAUGACCGUAUCCUUCGAGUCUGGGACGUGGAGCGACGACACGAGAUCAGAACAUUCUCAGGCCACACGCAGAGUGUUCUCGCCGUGGCGUUCGACCCUGUCGGCAAUCUAUUGGCCUCGGGAUCCAAAGACCGCCAUGUUCGUCUCUGGGAUGCCGUUGGAGGCGUCUGCACCUCUACCAUACCGGCUUGCCUUGGCGAAGUGACAUCUGUAGAUUUUGAUUCGACCGGAAGAUAUCUUCUGGCGGGUAGUAAAGAUAACUCGAAUCGAUUAUGGGAUCUGCGGAUGCAACGCCAUCUGUACCGCUAUACAGGACAUCAAAAUACAUCAAAGAACCUCGUUCGGUGUUCGUUUGCUGGACCAAAUGACUCGUUCAUCAUCAGUGGGUCGGAGGACGGCAAAGUCUAUAUUUGGGAUCGGGACCAAAGUGUCACAUCCCAGGAUGGGACCACACCAGCGAUGAUGACGGCUGAUACAACAUCACUUGGCACCCUGAAUACUGGAGCCUCAGCAGACACUGCGUCACCGGCAUAUUAUCCCCCGAGAGACUCUCGUCAGUCGUCUAAACCCCCUGGAAUAUCGGGCGAGAUCAAUGUUAAGGCGCAUAACACUCUGCAACCUCUCGCGGCGGAUGGAGCGAGUCCGUCAGAUAUUUCCGAUACGUCCUUCUUGCUCGUUGAUCGGGGAGGCGGCCCGCCAGGGACGGUAUUUGAUAUCGCUUGGAUUGGAGAUGGGGAGAUGAUGAGUGCUGGGGAGGAUGGAACGGUCAUGCUCUGGGAUACGGUACAGCAAGAUGAUCAGGCGGAUUAG